Molecule: messenger RNA, 231 nt
Organism: Blumeria graminis f. sp. triticale
Lineage: Eukaryota; Fungi; Ascomycota; Leotiomycetes; Helotiales; Erysiphaceae
Source: the annotation of a GenBank genome assembly
AUGGCUGAGGGAAGGGUGAAAGUCCCUCGCACCAAGGUCUCGAGUGGUAUCAGCGAACGCACCCACUACAUGAGUAGUCCAAAUGUCAAACUGAGUUAUUGCCGUGCAUACUCGUGGGGGAUGCUAGUCUUCUCCAUGUCAUGCUCUUUGAGUGCAGGGCUUGCGCCGGUCACGAAUAAAUAUUCAUCCAUACAUUCUUGGGUUUCAAAUGGCUUAGGAUGUAGAAACUAG